This is a messenger RNA of Penicillium alfredii, 993 nucleotides long. RefSeq names its product putative S-adenosylmethionine-dependent methyltransferase. Gene Ontology annotation, biological process: peptidyl-lysine monomethylation; peptidyl-lysine dimethylation. Gene Ontology annotation, cellular component: cytoplasm. The coding region runs from base 1 to 993 and encodes 330 amino acids. The record is from RefSeq and is a predicted model, not a curated record. The transcript is spliced from 2 exons. NCBI's taxonomy places the organism in Eukaryota, Fungi, Ascomycota, Eurotiomycetes, Eurotiales, Aspergillaceae. Gene Ontology annotation, molecular function: protein-lysine N-methyltransferase activity.
AUGGCGCAUCCAAGCUACCUCUCGCCCAGCGAGCUGGGAUCGAAGGACUACUGGGAGAGUUAUUACUCCCGCACAAGAGCCCACCUCACCCACAGUCCCAACUCCGCCUACACCAGCCAUGCCAACGACAAUACCAAUACCAAUGACAGUGAUGCAGAAGAAGAAAACACAUCCAUAAACGAAGAAGACGACCCCGGCACCUCGUGGUUCGCAGAACACAAUGCCCCCGAAAAGGUAGCCCGGUUCCUGAGGCGCCGCUCGUUCCCGCUCUCGCCGCGCAACGGCGCCGCGCCGCGCAUCCUGGACCUGGGCACGGGAAAUGGCAGCAUGCUGGCGCUUCUCAGGAAGAGGGGCGGGUUCUGGGGUCCCAUGGUCGGGGUGGAUUACUCGGCGCAGAGUGUGGAGUUGGCCAGGGAGUUGCAGCUCGGGGAGGGGCAUGCGGCUUAUCGGACUGAUUCGGAGGAUGAAGAAUCUGAAUCUGAAUCCGAUGAUGGAGAUGAACCAGUGGCUGGGAAUGGCAACAGAGAAGAAAAAGGCAAUCAAGGGAACGAGGAUGCUACUCCCAUCCAAUUCGAGGAAUGGGAUAUCCUCAACUCGGACGCACCGCUCUCUGAAUCCGGCUUGGAAACUGUCGUCCCCGCUGACAAGAAUCCUCUGUCGUGGUUCCCCUAUGCCCACGGUGGCUUCGAUAUCGUGCUGGACAAGGGCACCUUCGAUGCCGUGUCGCUGGCGGACGAUGCGCAGACGUCUAGGGUCUGUGAGCGGUAUCCGGACAUUGCGCGCCGGCUGGUGCGCCGGGGAGGGUUUGUGGUGGUGACCAGCUGCAAUUGGACGGAGGAGGAGCUCGUGCGCUGGUUUACCGGGACUGCUGCUGGCGGUGAUCAUGAUAGACUGGUUGUCUGGGGACGGGUUGAGUAUCCGCGCUUUCAGUUUGGGGGGCAGGAGGGACAGGGGGUUUGUAGUGUGUGUUUUCAGAGGGUUUCUUCUUCUUAG